AUUUGUUGUUCUUAAUUACUACAUUAUUUUUUUUGUUCUAAGACAGACAUAUUGUUUUAUGUUUUUUAGUUAAUUGAUUUUUGUGCAUUGGGUUUGUUUUACAGUUCCAACAAACAUGAGCACGCAAUCAAAAGAUGUUUGGAAGAUGACUCAGCCAGAAAAAGAGCAAGAAUUCAAACGGCGUUAUAACCUUUUUGAUGCCCAUAAAAUCAAACAUUGAUACUGACAUCUGUCGUGAUACGUUUCUGCAGAAAUUGUUCAAGGAAGUGGAUCUGCCCGACUAUGAAAAGUUUCCAUCUGAAUUGAGCUCGGAUUCGACGUCAACACCAGAAAUGAUAUACACGUGGCCAUCGAGAUAUUCGGCUAGCAUGACUCUGAGCGGCAUCUUAAAUCAUCAAUCAACAUCACAAUUCCGAAGUGUCUCAUCGCGACAUCUGCUGCAUCCUCGACCAACACUGUAUGGCUCAUCGCUGUUGUUGAGCAUCGUGUCGGGCAGCACACGUCUCUAUGAGGAGCUGUUGGAAUCGCUGAAGCGAUCCUCGUUAUAUUUCAUGUUCUCGCGGGCCAUCAAUCGGUUUCGCAUCAUGGGAAGAAUCUCAGUGGAUUGGGGUCAAAUUGAUUUGCAUAGUUUGCCAUAUGAUUUAUUUGGCUGGUCAUUGGAUGGAUAUUUCAAGCGUUGCGCUCUCCCCGACUCUGUGUAUUUAGAUGUACUUCAAAUGAAUUAUAGCGAGGAAAUGCUGAAUUGGGUUAAACUUAGUGUUGACAUCAAUGAGAUUGUACGCUACUAUAAGUUCUUCUACACACAAAUAUUUCUCGACCGGGGCUAUCAGAGAAUGAUGUCUGCCAUUUGGGAUCAACAACAAUUGAUCAAUUUUGGAAUAGAAUUAGACAAAACACUGACGUCGACAAAGAAGGCAUUCGAGAGUGUCAUCGAAAAUUCGCGUAAAAUCUCUAAUGCCUGGUGGGAUCGGCACAGGGCAAAAGUGAUCAAGGAUUGCAAGAAGCGACACACAGAAAUUCAAUUGCGAAUACCUAUUGAAUGGCGUUAUGUGAGAGACUAUUUUGCUGCCCUGACGAAGAUGCAGAUCCAAAAGGACCGCCAGCCAAUUGAGGCGCUUCUCAAGCAGCGCAAAGAUCUCGAAGAGGAAAUGCAAAACAAUCAAAAUACAACAACACAAGUAGCGUUUGUUUAUGCAAUGAUCAUCGAGAAUUAUGGGGCUCGUUUAAACAUUUUCAAUACUAAGCUCGCCAAUGAUUCCGCUGAGUGGGACAACCAGAAUGUUAUUAUGCGCAUUCAAGUAAAUAAAGUUAAGGACGAGCAAAGGAUGAGGGAAGAGCAAAUUGAGUUUAUGCAAAGACGUGUCAAAGAAGUUCAGGAACUGCUUAGUGCUCAAAGAGAGACAUUACUUGACACUCUUAUUGUGCCAAAGGUUGAGAAUCCAAAGCGACGUGCGAAGAAAGUUCAAGGUAAUCGAAGACUUCAAAGCUUCAAAAGGAGAGGUUUAAAGUCAACAAGCAUUAGAUCAUCGUCUAACUAAUGUAAAUUUGAUUAUAAACAUCUUUAUGGAGCUUUAAAGUUCAGCAGUAAUUUUGACUAAGCAAUUUUAAUACUGAUUAUAUUUUCUAUUAAUUGUCUGUUGCGGCCACUGCGUUAAUGAAGUUUUCUGAAUAUUAA
Molecule: messenger RNA, 1675 nt
Organism: Drosophila nasuta
Lineage: Eukaryota; Metazoa; Arthropoda; Insecta; Diptera; Drosophilidae
Exons: 3
Coding region: 198-1538 (446 amino acids)
Source: RefSeq, a predicted model, not a curated record